CAUGUACUCGUGCGUCCAUUUCCAUAUCGCUGUACGCUCCCUAUAUUUGUACGAUAUACCUGAUAGGCAUAUAUCGCAAAUGAUUAUAACUUAAUUGACAUCAAAUGAGAUAUAAUAAACAGUUCACGUUCUGCGCCGGUUCUAUCGACAAGUGCAUUAUCGAAUUAAAUUAAUGAUUUUGUAACUGCCAAAAAUGGCAACCGAAUUCAGUAGAGAGGAUACAAACAAUGAAGAUUUUAUGGAAGAAGACCCACUUAGAGGAAAUGGACCACCUGAAGAUAAACGUAGUUUUAAGGACAAAGUGGUUAAUGUGUUCAGAAAUAUUACCCUCGAACCCUCACUGUCAAUGUUUGUAAUAUCAGCCAUGAUCUUGAUGACAGCUUCACAGAAUUUAAAUUUAGACAAGGCUUGCCGCGUAAAUCUUAAUUUCACAGAAGAAAUAUGUCAUUCUCUGCGGAUGCAAGAAGUGGAUUCACAGAAUGAAUAUGAAAGAGAAACACAGAAACUGAUUGCUAGAGCUCUUUCAUGGAGAACUUAUCUAUCAGCUACAAUACCCUGCGUCCUUGCUCUAUUUGUGGGUUCCUUCUCAGACAGAACGGGUCACAGAAAAUUCUUUAUGAUGGUGUCAAUUACUGGCCAAUUGCUCAUUGGCAUCAACAAUAUGAUUCAUGUAUAUUUUUUCAAUGAGCUCCCUUUAGAAGCUUUAAUCUUUUCAGAAGCGCUUAUUGAAGGCUUUUCGGGAGGAUGGUGUGUUUGUUUUUUAACAGCGUUCGCCUUUAUAAGUACUAUAACAACCGACGAGACGAGAACAUUCAGACUUGGCCUGGUUAGUUUUAGUGUAACAGUAGCUUUCCCUAUUGGAAUGGGGGUCAGUGGGAUCUUGUUGAAGAAAAUUGGAUACUACGGCUGCUAUGGACUAACAUCGGGUUUACAGUUUCUGAAUUUGAUGUAUAUUGUAUUUGUGGUGAAGGAUCCUAAAAGAAACAAGGAGCAAAAGAAGCAUGAUCGUCAAGGUUGCUGUCACUUUUUCCGUGUCUUCUUCGAUCCAUCAAACGUUAAGGAGACCAUUGCUGUGCUGGUGAGGAAAGCUCCAAAGAGUAGGAGGCUACGCCUUUGUGUUCUUCUUGGAGUAGUCAGCGUAUUAUUUGGUCCUAUGUAUGGUGAAAUUUCUGUCAUGUACUUAUCCACAAGGUACAGAUUCAAUUGGGAUGAAGUAAAGUUCAGUUUGUUCCAGUCGUACAACUUCAUUACACAUACAAUUGGUACAAUAUUCUCGAUUUUGGUGUUAAGCAAGUAUUUGAAGUGGCAUGACUCUUUGCUGGGCAUCGUGUCCACGCUGAGUAAGAUAGCAGCUUCCUUUGUCUACUGUUUUGCUAAGAACGAGAAAGUUUUUUAUAUAGCGCCAAUGGUUGAAAUUCUGAAUGGAACGUCUUUGCUAGCAAUGAGGUCGAUAAUCUCAAAACUUGUAGAACCUAACGAAUUAGGUAAGGUAAAUUCGCUGAUAGGUCUGGUGGAGAACCUGAUGCCCUUGAUUUACGUACCGCUGUACACGAAGGUGUACACAGCCACCAUGGAGGUGUUGCCAGGAGCUGUCUUCCUGCUGGGAGCCAGUAUGACACUGCCAGCUGUGAUAGUGCUCUUCUGGUUAUUCUUCGAACACAGAAAAGAAGUGAGAAAGCAGAAAAGGCUUGCAAAGCUUCCUGAGAAACUCGAGUCAUAAUAAUAUGUACCUAGUUAAUUUAGUAAAUAAAUUAGUGUUUUUAGUAAGUCUAGAUGUAAUUGUUAAUGCGCUUAAUAUAUUUGUACCGAACUAAUUUUUUUAAUAAACUUUUUAAAAUAAUA
Spodoptera exigua (beet armyworm) is the source of this 1842-nucleotide messenger RNA. The record is from the annotation of a GenBank genome assembly. NCBI's taxonomy places the organism in Eukaryota, Metazoa, Arthropoda, Insecta, Lepidoptera, Noctuidae.